AUGCGAUCAUCAAGACGACAUAUGCUGUUGUUAAAGAGAUUCCUUGAUGAUGAAGCUAGUGAGGAAAGUGAUACUGGUCAUGGUGAUGGUAAGGGUGGUGGGAAUAAUAAUAAGAAGAAGAUUGAUAAUGAUAAUGACGAUGAUGAUGAUGUAUCAUCGGAGGAGUCAUCGGAUGUAUCAGAAUUAAUGGCGGAUAUAGAGGAGGAGAUAGCAUUGAAGGAUAGACUACUAGAGGAUAGUGAAAAAUUGGCUGAUUUCCAUGCUCAUUGGGAGAUGAGGAGGGACGAGGCCCUGAUUAAGGCAGUAGAAGAGGGUAAACUAUUUACUAAGAAGGGAUCUAGAACAAGAGGAGAAGCAGCAGCAGAAGAUGAGGCUGAGAAGGAUGUUGCACAAGAGUUAGAUAGAUUACAUCAUGAGGAAGAGAACUGUGAUGAUGAUGAUGAUGAUGAUGAUUUGGAUUCAAUGGAUCUGGGUAGUGAUCUAGUUGUUAGUGAAGAUGAUAUCAUCAGUGAAGAAGGCAGUGAUGGUGGUGAUGGUGGUACUCUUAGGGAUGAUAUCAAGUCGAUAUCAUCCACGAAAGUUAUUAUGGAAAGAUUAAAGGAAGCACGGAGAGAAGAAAGAUUAAAGAAGAUGAAAGAGGUUGAGAGGAGGAAGAAAACAAUGAAGGAAGUGAAAUCACAGUUGGAGAGUGGUUUAUCUACACUGGAAGAUAGGGAACAGGAACAAUACAUAAAAUACUACUACUUCAAGGAGUUCCAUAGGCCUUCCUGA
This is a messenger RNA of Perkinsus marinus ATCC 50983, 771 nucleotides long. Its product is annotated as FK506-binding protein, putative. NCBI's taxonomy places the organism in Eukaryota, Perkinsozoa, Perkinsida, Perkinsidae. The coding region runs from base 1 to 771 and encodes 256 amino acids. The transcript has 7 exons. The record is from RefSeq and is a predicted model, not a curated record.